This is a messenger RNA of Haliotis rubra (blacklip abalone), 834 nucleotides long. Its product is annotated as sulfotransferase 1C4-like. Gene Ontology annotation, biological process: sulfation. The record is from RefSeq and is a predicted model, not a curated record. NCBI's taxonomy places the organism in Eukaryota, Metazoa, Mollusca, Gastropoda, Lepetellida, Haliotidae. The coding region runs from base 1 to 834 and encodes 277 amino acids. Gene Ontology annotation, molecular function: sulfotransferase activity. Gene Ontology annotation, cellular component: cytoplasm. The transcript is spliced from 7 exons.
AUGAAGGACGAGUGUGCUGUUACGCCCAUAGCAGAGUACAUAGGCUUGAGGCCCAAGAUGUACUCCAUCCUGAAGGCCAACAAUGGUGAGAUCCAAAAGUCCCUCGGCCGUUCAAGGAUGUCUGUUGUCGAGGACCACGACAUGGGAGGUAACUCUAUUAGCUUCCUGGAGGUCGAUGGCUUUCGGUAUCCCAUCGUUGACCCGGAAAUAGUUAAGGGCAUGUCGCAGCUGAAGGUCAAGGAUGACGAUAUAUUAUUACUGGCAUAUCCCAAAUCAGGUACACACUGGCUUUGGGAAAUCACUUCCAUGCUGCUCCAGGGUAAAGCAGAGACCAUCCCUCACUGGAAGAGUAAACUCAUGGUGGAGCUCCAGUCACAGGAAGUCAUAGACGAAUUCCCAGGAUCCCCUCGCGUCCUCAACACGCAUGUCCGGGUCCUUCAUUAUUUUGCUCCCCUUAUAGUAGAAGCGGGUGUCAGGGUGUGCAUCUCUCAAGCGGUUGAGUUCUUUUCGCUGAUAGGUGCGGACUACGGAUCCUGGUUUGACUAUGUCCUCGAGUGGGAGAAGGACAUCGAGGCCCAGCAAGACCAACACCCAAUACACAUAAUGUACUAUGAAGACAUGAAGCAGAACCCCUUGAUCGAAAUCCGGAAGUUGGCAGUGUUUCUGGGAGUACAUGCUGAUGACUCACUGUACAGCCCCGUGGCAGAGAAAUGCCAAGUGGGAGACUGGCAGAACUGGCUGACACCGGAACAGAACGAAAUCUUUGACAAGGUGUACCAGGAGAAGAUGAAGGACAGCAAGUUCAAGGACAAAAUCAGGUUCACGCUGACAUAG